GGCGGAAAACAAUAUCGACCUAGGUACGUUACUGCAUAUGGUAUAGAUAAUAUGUAUUUAUUAUCUAUUCAGCUCAAUCCAACUAAGUCAACUCCCGGCCCCUUGAACAUAUACACAUCCAAAUACAUAACACAUACACCCGCCUAUAUCUAACUAAUCUUUUACAUCUAGUAUACGGAGGCGGCACCGUAGGGUUGAUGGGAGAGGUGGCUAAGACUAUAGUGUCAAUAUCAGGCCCUGAUGCUGUUCACGGUAUCAUACCCGAGGCGCUGGUCAAAUGGGAACGCGACGCAACAUACACCGUAGCCAAGGACGAAAACGGCUACCAUGUCCCCGAGGAGCAAGUGUACGGCCGCACGACAGUUGUCAAAGACAUGCAUACGCGAAAACAACAGAUGGUGCGCGAAGUUAUCCAAGGUGGGCCUGGGAGCGGUUUCAUCGCACUCCCGGGUGGCUACGGCACGAUGGAAGAGCUGCUCGAGACAGCCACAUGGAACCAGCUAGGAAUCCAUGACAAAGGUGUUUGCCUGUUGAACAUCAACGGGUUCUACGACGGCUUGACGCAGUGGAUCAAGACAUCCGUCGAUGAAGGUUUCGUAAAAGAGGGCAACGCUAACAUCCUCGUCACAGCCCCAGAUGCCGAGAGUGCACUCAAGGCACUGCGGGAGUACAAGGUCUCAGACGCGCGGUAUGGUUUAGACUGGGGUAACGAAUGAAGGAGACAUCAAUCAUACAUGCAUAUAUGUAGUAGAGAUUAUCUACUUCUUCAAGGCAUCACUUACUGGUACCUGGUGUAUAGAUAAUCGGAAUACAAGAGCAGACAUGCAUUUUUCAAGAUAGCAGCAUUAUCAUCGUGCGCAAUCCGAAACAUGUAUUCAUAUGACGAUUCACUUGGAUUGCUAACUGUUAUAAACUCAACCAUCAUCUAGACGGACCAAAUUCGAACUGCAAUCCAUUGAGUGUUUGAACGGCAAAUAACAUGUAUCGAAAAUGAAUUCCAUGUUAUAUAUUUGUAUAUAUCUAGGAUGUACCACUAGUAGUAUUUACAACGGCAAACCCG
Messenger RNA from Hypoxylon fragiforme, 1060 nucleotides. RefSeq names its product cytokinin riboside 5'-monophosphate phosphoribohydrolase LOG. The record is from RefSeq and is a predicted model, not a curated record. The transcript has a single exon. Gene Ontology annotation, biological process: cytokinin biosynthetic process. The coding region runs from base 198 to 716 and encodes 172 amino acids. Gene Ontology annotation, cellular component: cytosol. NCBI's taxonomy places the organism in Eukaryota, Fungi, Ascomycota, Sordariomycetes, Xylariales, Hypoxylaceae. Gene Ontology annotation, molecular function: hydrolase activity, hydrolyzing N-glycosyl compounds.